This is a messenger RNA of Pseudocercospora fijiensis CIRAD86, 2205 nucleotides long. RefSeq lists its product as uncharacterized. The record is from RefSeq and is a predicted model, not a curated record. The transcript has 13 exons. NCBI's taxonomy places the organism in Eukaryota, Fungi, Ascomycota, Dothideomycetes, Mycosphaerellales, Mycosphaerellaceae. The coding region runs from base 1 to 2205 and encodes 734 amino acids.
AUGGAUUUAGCGACUCAAUUGACGCUUGCGACCCGUUCGGAAUAUACAAUGAAGACCUGCAAGCCAGAGCGUUGGCACAAAGAUACAUUGGUAUUGACGGAAGACGGGAGGAAGGAGAGCGGUGCAUGUAGGGGUGUUUCUCCUUCCUGGCCAAACUAUAGUAUGGUAUCUUGGAUGAAGCCGAAGGAGAAACAAUCUGAUCACUCGAGGAAGGAGCCAGCGGGAAUGGGACGCUGUUGUUGCCAAGACUUCGUUCCCGGGCCGACUUCAGGCCAUCACGCGCGUGUACAGCUGCACCUCGCAUCUGUACCGACCGACCAUCUGGCAUCUGCAACACGGUGGCUGUCUGCAUCUUCAAUAUCUCCGAAACCCUCCGCCCUGGCCGCUUUCCGCAACACAGCGUCGAAAAUUUCCACUCGCGGUUCAUCCUUCCAUCUUGCAAGUUUCUACGGUAGACAGCGACGAUUGUACAGCGAGGGCACAGAGCAAAAGCGUCCCAAAAAGCGGUGGACCCCGGAAGCGACGGCGGAGGUGUUUCGUCUGCGCGGCGAAGGACGGUCCAUCAAAUCAAUCGCACAUGCAUUUCAACUUUCAUACAAUGCUGUAUGGUGCAAGUUAAAUAGCUGGUCAACGCCGGCACCGGCUCGUAAGAGACGAUGGCUCCCAGAAGAUGUAGCGAAGCUUUUGCAUCUGCGUGAACAAGGCUUGCCUCUCAAAUCGAUCGCAGAGAGACUCCAGUUUCCGUACCAACGUGUGGUGCGUAAAAUCCGGAAUCCACUACCACAGGGACCGCGACCAUGGCGACCAUGGCGCCCAGAAGAUAUAGCAGAGUUGUUACGUCUGCGGAAAGAAGGGACUUCUCUGCGUUCAAUCGGGGAUAGAAUUCAACGUUCACACCAGGGCGUAUCCAGCAAGAUCUACAGGCUUGAACGGCCAGUCAAAGCGCGUCACCGGACUCUGCGCAAACCAUGGGAAGAGCACGAGAUUGAGAGGCUGCACAAGAUCAUGGAACGUGUUGUAAGACUUGACGAGAUUCAAGCCCUCGCUGCUGAAUUGAGGAGGCCUCUUGGAAGCGUGAGGAACAAGUUGAGUGAGGUACGACGUGAGAAUAACCUUUCAACUCCGCGGAGACGUACCAAGCCCCUGCAGCCUUGGACGCAGGAUGAAUUUGAUCGCGCUCAGCAACUCGUGGAGGAAGGGAAAACUUGGGGUCAAAUAGGCAAGAUUCUGGGAAGAAGUUCAGACCAAGUACGACUCCGUUUUUCCCAUGCCAAAACCACAGGAAAGCAAUUCAACGGCGAUGUCUUCAUGUCCCCCAGCGAGCUGCACCAGAUCCAGAGGUACUAUUGCGAAGGUAAAUCCGCUUCAGAAAUCCAACGCCUUCUGCCCCGUCGUUCGUUUGGCGGAAUUAAGAGCGUUAUUCAAAGGCGAGGUCAAGAUGCCAUGACCAGCGGUAGAACGUGCGAGACAGGCGCACACACUUUCACCACGUUACAGUCCGAUGAAGAAAUACAUCGACUAAGCUGCGCAAUCAUUCAGCACACUGAAAUUACAGACAGCACGAAGCAGGGAAGUGGAAUAUUUUCCGCUGCGCGGACCUUCAAGUCAGUCUCUCGCAAGGAUGUCGCCGCCUCACCGGUGAAUUUCCACUCACAUGUUUCUAUCAGCUUCAUGAACACGAGGGAAAAGGUGUAUACGCAGCAGCAAAGCCCCGCCAUACACACUGGGCAUUCUGCGAGAGUAUUUGAGGGCAAAAGAGUCCAAGGCAGCAUAUCAGCGCUGAAUGUCAGGAGCCUUGCUGACGGAAAGUCGCCCGAUCGCAUGGAUAUCCGGAGAAACAAGCUUGCAGUUCAAGUACAUAUGAGGAGAUGCGGCCGCGCCUACAGCUGCGCGAUCAUGCCAUGCGGAUUGACUCUCCGCCGAAUAUUUUUGAAUCUCAGAGUUACACCAACUCCUCCCACUGUGCGAGUCUUGCACAGCGAGACCAAUUCAAUCGCAGGGCUUUGCACUCUAUACUGUGCGACUGGAAAUGAAAUGCUCGCUCGGCCGAAUUCUCAGAAUAGAAAUGGACAGCCAGACAAUGAAUUCAGUACUGAAAUGGGAGCGGCAUCCGAUCCGAUAGCUCGACCAUGCGGCCUGCUAAUGAAAGAAAGCUCUGGAAUUGGCAUGACACGCAUCCAUCAUGUAUUUGAUUUAUAUUCAUAA